AUGUUUUCAGAUCGCAAGAUGGAGAUACCUCAAGAGCGAAUUGAGAAAGUGCUGAGUUUUGCUGAGGACCGUCGAAAGGCUGAGAAUUUUUACGACGAAAACCGGGCAAGCUCGUCCGAAAUCCAGACGUACGAGAGAAAGUUGGAUAAUACGCUCAGAGAGCUCCAGGAGCGGGUCAAGCAGCAGGAAGAAGAUUUGCGCAAGCUUCGUGCCGCCAAUGCCAAUGGCAUCUCCGAAAUAGGUACAGAUCCUUCAUCUCGCAUUGCACAAAUACGACGAGCGACGAAGGCUUACAACUCGCUUCUGAAAUCGGAGUCAAACCUGCCGACGCCAGAAUCGCCACUACCAUCCCUAAUUGCACUUGAGGAGACAUCGCGCAUAAUCGAUGAAAGUAAAGUCUCGGUUUUAGCAACAGCGGAGAAUCUUGCGAGUGUGCGACAACGUUUGAAGACCGAGGAAAAGAACUUACACGAUGCGCAAGCGAUAAGUGAUGGGUUACGAAGAAGAAUAGACAAUAUACGGAAAGACAAGUCAGCGAGCCAUGAGAAACUGCCCUCUGAAGUUGCGCGAGAAUGUCUGGAAGAACGACGACGGAAGAAAGACGACCUCGACAAAGACACGGUGCGCAUCAGGGCUGCACUACAUAGUUUCUGUGAUGAAACCCUUGCGUCGCUAGUAGCAGCGGAAGAUUUGGGAGGCCCGGCAGUUGGAGAUGUAGCUGAGGUUUCUGAAGCUACAUUGGCCGCUGGGUACACACGCCAUGGUAAACCGAAAAAACCGAAAGCCGCAGAAGAGGACAAUCAUGACAACAGUCAGCAUCGGAUUGAUGAUAUGCUUCGUCGCCAGACCGGACAGCAGAGCAACCAGCCAUCAAGUAGGAAAGAAGUUGCAGCGACUGAAAUACACGAACUACUCGAUGCUCUACUAGAGGCAGGUUUUUAG
Molecule: messenger RNA, 942 nt
Organism: Aspergillus nidulans FGSC A4
Lineage: Eukaryota; Fungi; Ascomycota; Eurotiomycetes; Eurotiales; Aspergillaceae
Exons: 3
Coding region: 1-942 (313 amino acids)
Biological process (GO): kinetochore assembly
Cellular component (GO): chromosome, centromeric region; nucleus
Source: RefSeq, a predicted model, not a curated record